Molecule: messenger RNA, 1838 nt
Organism: Cucurbitaria berberidis CBS 394.84
Lineage: Eukaryota; Fungi; Ascomycota; Dothideomycetes; Pleosporales; Cucurbitariaceae
Exons: 3
Coding region: 246-1625 (459 amino acids)
Biological process (GO): protein dephosphorylation
Molecular function (GO): protein tyrosine phosphatase activity
Source: RefSeq, a predicted model, not a curated record
AGUGAAGCAUAUUCCUGCGGUCUAGCCACUUUCUUUGCCGUCAAGCCUAUCAUCUUGGCCUCCUGCACGCCACUGCCUGCACGCAACCGCCCAACAUUCACUCUCCAAACUUUCUGGCUCCUCCUCUGCCAGUUCCCGAAGCCUUGUAACCCGCCACCGACACCACCGUCUUCAAACUGCAUAAACUUCGCGCCUUGAGGCGCAAAGCGAAGCUCAAGGGCGUCCUUAUACGGACCGACCAAGACAUGGCCACCGCAGGGAUUCCAAUAUCUCCGUCAUCGUCCAAGCGCUCGCGUAGCAGAGACAGCACGCGCUCUGUGACGACUUCGUCCCUCCACACGCCCGCCGCGAAUACGCCCUUCAUCACUCCCUCUGUGAGCGCAAAUAGCCUUAUCAUACCUUCGCCGACCCCGAGCACGCCUGCCAACGGCGAGCAAUACCCUCAAGACGCGACUCCAUACCCCGCCUUUCUGAAAUCAAGUAGAGCAGAUUUGAAUGCAAAAUGGAAUCGAUUAGAAUGGACACAAAUGGAGCGCCUAAGGGACAGCGCUCAAGCCACAGGAUCCGACCAGCCAAGUCAAUGGGCAAGAUGCACUGGAGAAGAAUAUGCGUUGCGUAAUAGGUACGUUAACGUCGACCCAUAUCAAACAAACAGAGUGCAUCUGGAAGUACCGGAGGGCCAAUUUGAUUACAUCAACGCGUCGCCAAUAUUAUUGGAGUCGACCAAGUCGAAAACAUCUUUGCGAUACAUCGCGACACAGGGUCCCAAAGCUGAGAGCUGGUCACAUAUCUGGCGCAUGGUUUGGAAAGAAAAUGCGUCGCCGGCAGUGAUCGUAAUGCUCACGCAGACCUACGAGGCGAAUCGCGAGAAAUGCCACCCAUACUUUCCACAGGCCCUUUCGAGUCCCGACAUGCGCAUCAACGAGCAUGACGAGUUUGAGGAUGCCUUCAUACACGACCUGCAUUUGGCGUCACUGUCACACGAUGACGAGGCCAGGACACAAGUCAGAGAGAUAGAUAUGACCACGGACGAUGGCAGUGAAUCGAAGAAGAUUUGGCAUCUACUCUUUGCUGGGUGGCCAGAUUUCUCGGUGCCUGAGGGAGCUAAUAGAGCAGCCAUGCUGAAACUUGUGGACAUAUCUCGGUCAAAGAAUGGAGACAACUCGACGAACCCGCGCAUCGUGCACUGUUCCGCAGGCAUAGGGCGCAGUGGAACCUUUAUCGCCCUCGAUUGGCUAAUGCAGGAGCUUGAAGAGGGCUCGCUAGAUGCCACUCCGGAGAAUGAGGAUCCGAUCGUGAAGGUUGUCGAGAUGCUCAGGGAUCAGCGAGCCGGCAUGGUGCAGUCGAAGAAUCAGUUUCUGUUCAUCUACGAUGUCCUUCGCGAACGGUGGCGCGAGCGAUGGAUCUUGGAAAACCCGAGCGAGGCCAGCAGGCUCGGCGUCAUCAUCACCGCUAUGACCGACAGUGAGCCAGCACUCAAAAGGCAGAAGUCUAUGCCAGACGGAGAAGCUAUGCCACGACCGGGGAUAGAUGUGAGUGACGCUGCGUCUGGAUUAGAUGCGCGCGCAGCACUCGAAGCCGAACUCAUGGAUGCAGACAUGUCGUAUGAGAAAGGCAAAACGUAAUUAACCUUUCUCUUUUGUCUAGGCUCUUUCGCGCAGGCCCCCGCGGCAAGUUUCUUUUGUCCCCACGCCUGUCCUGCACCAUUAUACGAGUCUGGAGAGUCUUGGGGCACCAGCAGCUCCGGACGCGUUGCAAGUGAACGCAGCGGACGUCGUGGAAAACGUGAAUGGUUCACACGACCUGGAGGCGCAAGAUCCACCACGUUCCCUUGCUCG